CUGGAGCGCACGCGCCCUAUAGCGAAAACCUCUCCUAAAAAAAAAGAAAAAGAAAAAGUUCAGACAUGCUAAAGUUCAGUUGAAAAAAAGUACCUCUCUCGAAGACCUUCUCAGGAAGAUCCUGAAGAUACCAUCCACUAAGAUAAGAGAAUAAACCAAGAAGAAGAAAUGAUGAAAUGCAGGGAGCACAAUAAGUAGAAAAUAAUAGGACCCAAAAUGACAGCUCUGUGCAGACAUUGACAACAACCUGUCUAAGUUAGAUUGCACCUGGAAUGUUUGGGAGAUACUGCUUCAGAAGAUUGGAACUGACAAAAUCUCAGCUAAGUCUGAAGCCACCAGAAGGGAUUUAAAUAUUAAACCCAGAGUUUAGGAGUUGAACUAAUGACAGAUAUGAUACAUACAUGAGAGUCAUGCAGAUAUUAGCUCUAGGGAAAACAAAAUCUUGUACAAGAAAAGAAGGGAUGUGUGUGGCCAAAUGGGAGAGUGAUUAUAACACCAAAGCUACAAACUACAAUCCUAACGAUAAAAGCACCGAUUACGGACUGUUCCAGAUCAAUAGCCACUACUGGUGUGACGACGGCAAAACUCCCAAUGCAGUUAACGCCUGCCAUGUAUCCUGCAAAGAUUUGAUGAAAGAUGACAUCUCACAAGCCAUAACUUGUGCAAAGAAGAUCGUCAGUGAACAAGGCAUUAAAGCAUGGGUGGCAUGGGGCCAGCAUUGUCAGAACAAAGAUGUCCGUCAGUACCUUAAGGGCUGCAAACUGUAGAGGGCUGGACGGGGCUCAGUGGUCAACGCGAUGCACUGUGAGACUGAUCCACCAAAGGGGAAGCAAUGGGUUUCUCUCCCAAGACCUUCCUGAGUUCUCCAGAUGUGUGUGAGCCCAUGAUCUGCUGAUGGCUGCAACCUGAAUUGGAUGGUGCUGGGGCCCUGUGCUGGGUGCUGUCUCUCUAUUGUUCUCUCUCUUUCACUCAUGAAAGAUGUGGAUGGAUAAACUUAAAAAAAAUAUUAGGGUUGUGGAUUGUAACUGGUCAUUUUCCCUUCUUCAGCUUACUUUAUCUCUUUUUUACAUUAAGGAAGUAGUAUUGAUAUUUCAGCUAAUUCACAUACUACCAUUAUUAACCCAUCAAACAAGUAACAGUUUUGCAGAAACAGGAUCAAAAUAUGGUCAUUCUUAUGAGACACUUACUAUUCAUUUUUGUGUUUAUUAUUUGAUAUUAAGGCUAUAAGACUUUCACAUUUGCUAAAAGAACUAAUAUAGGCGAAACUGUAUCUAAAACCAUGGAUGUCAAAUAUAUCUCCAAUACAUUCGGUUUUUAAAGAAAUCUGGAAUUAAACAGGAAUCAAAGAUAAAAAUGUCACAAAAAGCUAAAACAAGUUGAUGUUAGACAAAAUCCCAGUUGUGUAGGCACCCUAAGCCUUCAUGUGUUUGGUCAUUUCUGAAAACAGUAAAAAUAACCACUUUUGACUAGGCAAUAUAACAUUUUAAAGGAACAGAAUGCCAAGUGGCUAAAAAUGGAGGAAGUCCAAAUUAAGAAUUUUGUCUUCAUAAUGUGUAUGGCCUUUUCAUUUAAAUAUUUCCUGAGAAAUGUUGCAUUUAUACAGCUUUAAAAAUAGACUCACAAUUUAUUUAUAUAGCAAUCUGCUUCGGCUCCUUAAAGAGCCUGUGUGCGCAUCCUAGGGAUGAUGAGUGACUCUAGGAAGAAUUAGAUGAGCUACUGCUUUCCUUACUUUUAUUAACAUACAUUCAUGCAUUAGGGCUAAAGGGUGGCAGAUGAGCUUGCCGGUAUUGAAAUAAUAUAAAAAGAGACAUGGUAAUAAAAUUGUGCAUGUUUGAAAAAAAAUGAUCAUU
Molecule: messenger RNA, 1850 nt
Organism: Tupaia belangeri chinensis (Chinese tree shrew)
Lineage: Eukaryota; Metazoa; Chordata; Mammalia; Scandentia; Tupaiidae
Product: lysozyme C
Exons: 4
Coding region: 402-767 (121 amino acids)
Biological process (GO): defense response to Gram-negative bacterium; defense response to Gram-positive bacterium
Molecular function (GO): lysozyme activity
Source: RefSeq, a predicted model, not a curated record